AUGAUAGCCACUCGGCGCCCACUUAUCGUUCUCGUUCUCGUUCUCCCCACGGCGGGCAUCUUCGUUCCUCUUCAGCGCACGCAGAGCCCAGUACCCCACCAUCUCCUUCUCGGCGACCAUCUGCUCGGCGUGCCGCCCGAGUUGGACUUCGGCGGGAUGGGGAGGCUGAAGAGCAUCGUUAGGUUCGAGAGCGGGUGCGGUGUGGUGGGGUGGGAGUGGGGGGAAUUGAGGGAUUGGGGAAAAUUCGGGAAGGACGACGAUGGCGAUGCCGGUGGGUACGGCCCCAAGGACUCGCGCGAGGAGGGAGGCGGAAGUGACAAAACGUCCGUCGAUUCAUCGCAGCUUGAGAACGGAUGCUAG
Messenger RNA from Tricharina praecox, 360 nucleotides. RefSeq lists its product as uncharacterized. Bases 1 to 360 code for a protein of 119 amino acids. NCBI's taxonomy places the organism in Eukaryota, Fungi, Ascomycota, Pezizomycetes, Pezizales, Pyronemataceae. The transcript is spliced from 2 exons. The record is from RefSeq and is a predicted model, not a curated record.